Messenger RNA from Laetiporus sulphureus 93-53, 606 nucleotides. RefSeq lists its product as uncharacterized. Lineage: Eukaryota; Fungi; Basidiomycota; Agaricomycetes; Polyporales; Laetiporaceae. The coding region runs from base 1 to 606 and encodes 201 amino acids. The record is from RefSeq and is a predicted model, not a curated record. The transcript has 5 exons. Gene Ontology annotation, cellular component: mediator complex; core mediator complex. Gene Ontology annotation, molecular function: transcription coregulator activity. Gene Ontology annotation, biological process: regulation of transcription by RNA polymerase II; termination of RNA polymerase II transcription.
AUGACUUCACACUUCUACGAAGUUGCACUCUUUGGAGAGUUCUUCUCCAGGGAUCUGUCAGCUAUCAUGAAUCGAAUCACUCUCCACAGCGAAUCCGCACAUCAGAUGCAUGCGCGGGAGCUGGUGUACGAGCCAUACGAUGCUCAGCACCAGAGAGACCUGGGCAGCGAGCCGGUCCUGCUUCGAGCACGUAAGGAGUUGUUGGAGCCUGACGCGAAAUGGACGCUAUACUCGUACCUCAAGCCCGAGUCUGUGCGCGUGCAUCCUGAGGCGACAGUAAGACCGUGGGCCACCCUUCAGGUGGUAGGUAAUGCCCUCAAUUUCGCAUCAGCUCUGGGAUACAUCCGGAGAUCGCAAAUGUACAAGCGUGGUUACGUUUUUCGACGAGGAUUGCUGGUCAUCCAGAUGUUACAACAAGAGCAGGUCGAUCCGAAAACACAAAAACCGCUUCCUGCACAUGUCGAUACGUUGUGGGAAGUAGAAGUAAAGACCGCCGCCCCAGUCAAAAACACUCAAGAAACUCCGCUGAAGAACUACGUGGACGCAGUCCUCGAGGUGCAGCUACUCAUGAAGGGCCUGCUCGAUCUCAGACGACAGGAUGUAUGA